AUGAAAAAGAGGUACAAGGCUUCUCUACCUGACAUCCAGCUGGGGACAGCUGUCAAGGUCAAAGUGCAUAGCAAUGAUAUUCAUCAAAGCAAUGGCGUACUUGGUAUUGUCUUCAAAUGGACACCAUCCGGUGGAGUUCAAAUUAUCACUUCAGUUGGUAUUGUUACGAAGCAAUCCAACAAGCCAUAUAUUAUUCCAGCCAAUCAAUAUCUGGUCCUCCCUGAUGAUGCUAUUGCCGUCAUGCCAGAAUUGGCAAAACUCCAAACCGAUGUUAGAGCUUCUAGAGGUGUCUUAGAUCGAAGCGUGUAUCCUUCCAUUGGGCUGGUGCUGCACAUCAAAAGCUGUACGAGCGGGAAAGAGCUGCCCCACGCAAAUGCAAAUGUAAAAAAGGCUGUUCCAAAGGCUGUGGCUGCAAGAAAUUGGAGAUCAGCUGCAGUAGUACUUGUGGAUGCGGCGGAUUCUGCGACAACCCUUUCAACUGCUGAUCCGCAACUCAAAUGGCAUUCAAAAGUAUUGAUAGCAGUAACAUAA
This is a messenger RNA of Seminavis robusta, 531 nucleotides long. The record is from the annotation of a GenBank genome assembly. NCBI's taxonomy places the organism in Eukaryota, Bacillariophyta, Bacillariophyceae, Naviculales, Naviculaceae.